Molecule: messenger RNA, 536 nt
Organism: Salvelinus sp. IW2-2015
Lineage: Eukaryota; Metazoa; Chordata; Actinopteri; Salmoniformes; Salmonidae
Source: RefSeq, a predicted model, not a curated record
CGGCGUCAGUUACACUGCAGUACCGCCAGUCCCCUCGGUGUACAUGGGAUGGCGUGCUUUCCAACCGGAACCCUGGCCACUUGGGUUUUCACUCAUGCUACACAGAAAUGGCGGAGAAUACUGUGACGGUCACUGUUGCUUACGGUUCUACGAAGCACAGCAUCACGGUAACGGCGGACGGGAACGAACCGAUACUGGAAGACCUUUCUGAUGCUCUCCUCAUCUUUAAAGGGAAGUCACUGAAGGAGAUGGAGGAGAGUCUGUCCAGCUUUGGAAUCAAACAGGGAUGUAAACUCAUGAUGAUUGGGAAGAGGAACAGCCCAGAGGAGGAGUCCGAGCUGAAGAAGUUGAAGGACAUUGAGAAGUCAGUAGAACAGACGGCUAAGAAACUGGAGAAGGUGGAUGGAGAGCUGACAGGCCUGAAGAAUGGGUUCCUAGCUAAAGACCUGCAGGCUGAGGCGCUGGGGAGACUGGACCAAAGAGUGAAGGUGGCAUCUGAACAGUUCAUGAAGAUUCUAGAGCAGGUGGACUCUAUG